Biomphalaria glabrata is the source of this 1737-nucleotide messenger RNA. Its product is annotated as germ cell nuclear acidic protein-like. The record is from RefSeq and is a predicted model, not a curated record. The coding region runs from base 1 to 1737 and encodes 578 amino acids. The transcript has a single exon. NCBI's taxonomy places the organism in Eukaryota, Metazoa, Mollusca, Gastropoda, Planorbidae.
AUGCAAAGCUACAAUGAUAGGUCAGGAGGAUGCAAAGCUACCAAUGAUAGGUCAGGAGGAUGCAAAGCUACCAAUCAUAGGUCAGGAGGAUGCAAAGCUACAAUGAUAGGUCAGGAGGAUGCAAAGCUACCAAUGAUAGGUCAGGAGGAUGCAAAGCUACUAAUGAUAGGUCAGGAGGAUGCAAAGCUACUAAUGAUAGGUCAGGAGGAUGCAAAGCUACCAAUGAUAGGCCUGGAUGAUGCAAAGCUACCAAUGAUAGGCCUGGAUGAUGCAAAUCUACCAAUGAUAGGUCAGGAGGAUGCAAAGCUACCAAUGAUAGGCCAUGAUGAUGCAAAGCUACCAAUGAUAGGUCAGAAGGAUGCAAAGCUACUAAUGAUAGGUCAGAAGGAUGCAAAAAUACCAAUGAUAGGUCAGAAGGAUGCAAAGCUACUCAUAAUAGGCCAGGAGGAUGCAAAGCUACUCAUAAUAGGCCAGGAGGAUGCAAAGAUACCAAUGAUAGGCAAAGAUGAUGCAAAGCUACCAAUGAUAGAUCAGGAGGAUGCAAAGCUACCAAUGAGAGGCCUGGAUGAUGCAAAGCUACCAAUGAUAGGUCAGAAGGAUGCAAAGCUACCAAUGAUAGGCAAAGAUGAUGCAAAGCUACCAAUGAUAGGUCAGGAGGAUGCAAAGCUACCAAUGAGAGGCCUGGAUGAUGCAAAGCUACCAAUGAUAGCUGAUGCAAAGCUACCAAUGAUAGGUCAGGAGGAUGCAAAGCUACCAAUGAUAGGCCAUGAUGAUGCAAAGAUACCAAUGAUAGGUCAGGAGGAUGCAAAGCUACCAAUUAUAGGCCUGGAUGAUGCAAAGCUACCAAUGAUAGGUCAGGAGAAUGCAAAGCAACCAAUGAUAUGUCAGGAGGAUGCAAAGCUACCAAUGAUAGGCCAGGAGGAUGCAAAGCUACCAAUGAUAGGCCAGGAGGAUGCAAAGCUACCAAUGAUAGGCCAGGAGGAUGCAAAGCUACCAAUGAGAGGCCUGGAUGAUGCAAAGCUACCAAUGAGAGCUGAUGCAAAGCUACCAAUGAUAGGUCAGGAGGAUGCAAAGCUACCAAUGAUAGGCCAUGAUGAUGCAAAGAUACCAAUGAUAGGUCAGGAGGAUGCAAAGCUACCAAUGAUAGGCCAUGAUGAUGCAAAGCUACCAAUGAUAGGUCAGAAGGAUGCAAAGCUACUAAUGAUAGGUCAGAAGGAUGCAAAAAUACCAAUGAUAGGUCAGAAGGAUGCAAAGCUACUCAUAAUAGGCCAGGAGGAUGCAAAGAUACCAAUGAUAGGCAAAGAUGAUGCAAAGCUACCAAUGAUAGAUCAGGAGGAUGCAAAGCUACCAAUGAUAGGCAAAGAUGAUGCAAAGCUACCAAUGAUAGGUCAGGAGGAUGCAAAGCUACCAAUGAGAGGCCUGGAUGAUGCAAAGCUACCAAUGAUAGCUGAUGCAAAGCUACCAAUGAUAGGUCAGGAGGAUGCAAAGCUACCAAUGAUAGGCCAUGAUGAUGCAAAGAUACCAAUGAUAGGUCAGGAGGAUGCAAAGCUACCAAUUAUAGGCCUGGAUGAUGCAAAGCUACCAAUGAUAGGUCAGGAGAAUGCAAAGCAACCAAUGAUAUGUCAGGAGGAUGCAAAGCUACCAAUGAUAGGUCAGGAGGAUGCAAAGCUACCAAUGAUAGGCCUGGAGGAUGCAAAGCUACCGAUUAUAGGUCAGGAGGAUGCAAAGCUACAAUGA